This is a messenger RNA of Funneliformis geosporum, 124 nucleotides long. NCBI's taxonomy places the organism in Eukaryota, Fungi, Glomeromycota, Glomeromycetes, Glomerales, Glomeraceae. The record is from the annotation of a GenBank genome assembly.
UGGGGUUAUGGCUUUGCAGAAUGAUGUAUUAAUUAUAGCUAUUAUCAAACGAUCUCUAAAUUUAAGACACUUAGAGAUCGGUCAUAAUGAUAUUGGUGAUGAGGUUAUUGAAGCUUUGUUAUAA